AUGAAAUAUAUGUUAUUGGCUUUGGUGCUAGUAAUGGCACUAGGUACAUCAAGCGAGGAAAACGUAUUACAAUUGUUGGCUGAGUUAAAGCACAACGCCGAAUUAGAAUUAGAGGGAUUAGAGCUAGCUUGGCAAAGAAGAAUUGGUGAGAAAUAGAGUGUUGCUGAUUCUCUUAAUCAAUCUGUGUUCAAUUAAAGAGCUGAGUGCCAAAACAAAGAAGAUGACAUAGCUUAAAAGCAAAGUGAUAUAUUGGCUAGUGAGAGUUUCAUCAAUUGGAUGAGUGGAAGAUAAAAGUCAAAUACAAAGAAAAUUGGAGUGUUGGAAGCAAGCAUAUGUGCAUUAACAAACAAUUAUGUGAAUGACAUAAGAAAUUUCAGGUAUGCCUUGGCCUUAGUGAAGUUUUUGAGAGAAGAACUGGCAUAAUUGGAAGCAGGAGCAUCAUCCUUAGCCUAAGUGACAUAAUUCCACGAUAGAGUUAGCAAAUUCGUUAAGCUAUAUCGUAGUGGACAAUUAGUCAAUUUAAUGGAAAAGAUCGAUGAUAAAUCAGAUCUCAUUGUUCCUGAGAUUGAAUAAGGCACUUUUGAUGAAAUUUCACUUAUCCAAAGAAUCAGACCAAAGGCAUUGACCUAAUUGGACUAGGCUGCUGAUGAUGAUGAUAAGGCUAACAAUGCAGUUGUUCUUAUUCCAGGUUGUGAUAAUUAAAUUGGAACCGUUGUUGUUGUUUAAAAUGAUGAUGGAACAACUGAUUCUGGAGAUCUCAAUGUUAAAAUCACAAAUGGAGGUGGAGUAAGUACAAAACCAACUGGUGGUAAAUCAGGAUCUGGUUCUGGUUCUGGUUCUCCACAAAUUCACAAGGAUCCAAUAUCAAAGAAGGAAGAAACAAAUCAUUAGGAAGAACAUGUCAAUUCAGGUGAUUCAGAUGAUUCAGAUGAUUAAGGUGAUUCUGGAGAUAAUCAAGAUGCUGGUGAUAAUAAUGAUUCUGAUAAUUCUGAUGAUACUAAACACUCUGAUGAUACUACUCACUCAGAUGAUGGUGAUAAUACCAGUGAUGAAGAUCAUCCUCAAAUUGUUAUUGAUGAUAAAUAACCAGAUCAUCAUGUUGAUGAACAACCCAAUAUUGCUGUUCCUACCAAGGAUCCUCAUGGAACUGGAGCUGUUGUUCCACCUGGAGAAGAAGAAUUUGCAGACAAUUGGGAAGGAUUCAGAAAAUUGUUAGAUGCUAUUGAAAAUCACACCAAAAAAUCUUUAGAGACUGGAGCCAAUGAUGAAGUGAGAUCCAAUUUAGGAUUCAUUGAUUUCAAAUUACACAUCGAAUUGGAAAAUCAAUUCUUUGAUAAAACUAUCUAAUAUGAAAAAGAUUAUUUGGUUAAAUAAGUGAACUAAUUAACUGGUAGAAGACAAGCAUCCAUAUUAUGUGGAGCUAGAUUAAAGUAGAUUACAGUGGCUCAUUAGGUUGCUUUGAAAGAUAUCGAUGCUGCUAAAUAAUUCUAUGAAGAACAAAGAAAGUUGAAGCAAGAAGAAGUCAAUACCUUUGAUGAUGUCUAUCGCAUCUAUACCACAUAAGUGAAUCAUUGAUAAAUCUAUAUUAUUUGGAUCAAAAUUAUAUUACAAAAUAUAAAUUACUCCUCAA
This is a messenger RNA of Paramecium tetraurelia, 1630 nucleotides long. RefSeq lists its product as uncharacterized. The transcript is spliced from 5 exons. Lineage: Eukaryota; Ciliophora; Oligohymenophorea; Peniculida; Parameciidae. The record is from RefSeq and is a predicted model, not a curated record.